Cooperia oncophora is the source of this 546-nucleotide messenger RNA. The record is from the annotation of a GenBank genome assembly. NCBI's taxonomy places the organism in Eukaryota, Metazoa, Nematoda, Chromadorea, Rhabditida, Trichostrongylidae.
AUGCUCUCAAGUCCAGCUAAAUGUCUUUCUUCUUUCUUUCUUUCUUUCACUAUUCAAACCUCUUGCUUUCAGAAGGACGAUUUGUGUCAAGUGGUACAGGGUACUCCGAAAUUCCAAGCGCCUGAGCUAGUGUCCGGGAAUACCGAGUGUUAUAGCGGAUUUGCGUCGGAUUUAUGGUCGUGUGGUGUUACGCUGUACAAUAUGAUCUCAGGAUUGUACCCUUUCGAAGGAGCGGUGAUUAUGCGUCUUUUCGACAACAUUGCCCAUGGCGAGUUAGUAAUGCCGACGAAUGUGGAGCUCAACAAAGAUUUAGUAGUGUUGUUGAAAGGACUGUUAACCAAAGACGCCAAGAAACGUUACACGAUCGAAUGUGUGAAGCACAAUGCAUGGCACGCUCGGCCUCGUUCAAAGGUACCUUCAUGCAAUGAGAGUUCUAAACGCGGUUCCGUCCAACGCCCACUCACUGUUUACCCAGCACUGGAGGAACGAUUUGGACGGAUACCUUCAGAUCGGAUUAUGACAGAGGGUGAACUAGACGGUGAGUGA